AGCACCCGCUUUCCGGCUUCCCGCGGUCCGGCGCCCCUCGGCGCCCUCGGCGUCCCUGGCAUGCAGCGCGUGGAUGGAGGCAGGAGGUGACCGUGAGGGGGGUGGAGAGCCAGCUGCCCCAGGGGCGGCCAAGCGCCUGGCCCGCCUCCUGGGUCAUCUGACGCGCGCUGGGUCGCGCCCCCACGCGGCUGCCGCCUACGACGGAAGGCCAGGCGCCCCGCGCGCUGGCGGGCGCCUGGGUGCGUGCGGCGUGGCGGCGGCAUCUUUGCCGUUCUCCAAGGUUCUCAUCGCGAACCGCGGGGAGAUCGCGGUGAGGAUCGCGCGAGGGUGCCAGGAGGCUGGGCUGGAAACGGUGGGGAUAUACGCAAAGGAGGAUGCGGGCUCCCUGCACGUGAGGCGCGUGGACCAGGCGGUGGAGGUCGAGUCCUCGAGCCCAGGGCCCAUCGCCCCGUACCUCGACAUCGCCAGCAUUGUGGAGGCCGCCAAGAGGAGCGGCGCUGGAGCGGUGCACCCAGGGUACGGCUUCCUGAGCGAGAGCGCCGACUUCGCCCAGG
Molecule: messenger RNA, 554 nt
Organism: Prorocentrum cordatum
Lineage: Eukaryota; Dinophyceae; Prorocentrales; Prorocentraceae
Source: the annotation of a GenBank genome assembly